Messenger RNA from Pichia kudriavzevii, 1479 nucleotides. RefSeq lists its product as uncharacterized. Lineage: Eukaryota; Fungi; Ascomycota; Pichiomycetes; Pichiales; Pichiaceae. The record is from RefSeq and is a predicted model, not a curated record. Bases 1 to 1479 code for a protein of 492 amino acids. Gene Ontology annotation, biological process: positive regulation of transcription by RNA polymerase I; positive regulation of DNA-templated transcription, elongation. The transcript has a single exon. Gene Ontology annotation, cellular component: CTDK-1 complex.
AUGGAGUCGUUCGAGCUUAGGAUGCAGCUUAACAAUUUACUACUUAAUUUGAAUUCUUCCAAACAGGCGUCAUCUGAAGUUUGCACAUUUUUGGUACGAAAUUAUGUCUCACAGGAAGAUUUAUAUCCGGCUUUUCUAGAGGUCCUUCCAAGACUCGAUAUUAAUAAGCGCUUGAAUAUGUUUCAAUUUAUUGAUGACUUUCUGGCACUGAUAAAAAAGGAACCAAAAUAUAGGGAUAAUGAUAUUAUCUUCAAUUAUGCUUUUCUCAUAAUAUCAGAUUUAAGAAAAAUAUUGCAGUAUGUUAUACCCCAAACUCCACAGCUAGAAUCUGAUGACGAAAAUGGGCAAAGAGAAGGGAAACUAUCUUAUGCAGAUAUCAGACCAUUAUCUAAUUUACCUUUUUGUUAUAAAAUACUUUACCAUAUCUCGAAAGUGUAUGGCAUGACUGAAUUGUCUGAUAUCUCAGCGAAAUAUGAAUCGAAUCUAUUAACUGAAAAAGACCUUGAGGGAAUAAGAAAUGGUGAGCAUUUCAAUGAAUCGCAGACGUACAACAAUGAAGCAGAACCGACUAAGACAAGUCAUGUGGAUGACUAUAUAAAUUCCAGUCCAAGUUCUGACAUAAAAAAACAAUCACAUGGGGCAUCUAAACCAGAAGAGUCGUAUAUUCCAGAACAGAUAAACAGGAGUCUACACUCAGCCUGGGAUUUCCUUUUGUUGAAAAGAAGGCAAAGCCAAUAUGAGAGUAUGCUAAUCGACGUUCUGGAAGAUCCCUUCAAUUUGAAAUCUGAAAAGGGAAAAGAAACGGAAUCAAAACAGCCACCAUCCUGCUUAAUUCUGCAAUCUUCACAACCUGAAGCGAAUCCGGCGCCUUCUUCAUCCAGUACUCACCAUGUUGCACAUGGUAACAAUGCAAUGGUAUCAUCCGCUAACCAAGAUUCUUCAAAGAAUGUUCUUGCAUUAUCUCACAACUUAAUUCUUCAAAGGAUUGAGGCCGACAGGGAGAGACAGAAAAGAGGGAAGGAGACGUUGUGGGAAACGGAGAGAUCCGACGGCAAAAUAUCAAUUACUGAAUUUGAGUACAUAUACGAUACACUUCAAGCAUUCGACGAGGAGAAAGACAAGCCACUGAUCGAAGAGAUGGACAAGUUAUAUCAACUUUGUACGUUUGAUAAAAUGUCCAAACCGAAGCAACAUAGCCGACCAGAUAGGGUCCGCCAGUUACAGUUUCAAUCACCAUCACAUGCUCAAUCGAAAUCAGAGGUGCAAUCAUCAGCAACUCCACAUAAUAUAGGAAACAAAAGUGGACAUUCAGAUAAACGAAGAAGAGCCUUUGAGGAAACAGAUCUAUUCUACGGUAGUCAAACCCAAAGAAAUACAAGGAAGUAUCCAAAUAAUGGCCAUCCACCACAGAAUACGUAUUAUGAAUAUGCUUAUAAGAACUCAAGUAGAGGUAAAUACAGGCCUAGAGGAAAAGGUUGA